AGGCGGCGGCGGCGCUGGUGGUGGCGGUUGAGGUAGCUGCGUCGACGGAGGCGUUGGGAGGCCUGUCCUUGGCGAGCUUAGCCCAGGCUUCGGCUCAUGGCAUCGAGCGCCGUCCAUCGUGAGAUCAUUAACUGAAGACCAAAUAAAUAGCUAUGCAAAAUUCUCACAUGGAUGAGUUCAGAAACUCUGAUAAUGUCAUCACAGGCAACACUUCAGAGGUAGCAGUAGUAGAACAUCCAGAUUUUAGUACUGAGAUUAUGAACGUUACGGAGAUGGAACAGUCACCUGAUGGCUCUCCCAGCGUGCAUGCAUCUGCAGAAGAAAAUGAAAUAGCAAAUGCUGUGGACCUUCCAGUGACAGAAACAGAAGGAAACUUUCCUCCAGAGUUUGAAAAGUUUUGGAAAACAGUAGAAACUAAUCCUCAGGAUUUUACAGGCUGGGUAUAUUUGCUUCAGUACGUUGAACAGGAGAAUCACUUGACGGCUGCCAGGAAAGCAUUUGACAAAUUUUUCAUACAUUACCCGUAUUGCUAUGGUUAUUGGAAAAAGUAUGCAGACCUUGAAAAGCGACAUGACAACAUUAAACAAUCAGAUGAGGUUUAUCGUCGGGGGCUACAGGCAAUACCUCUUAGUGUUGAUCUUUGGAUACAUUAUAUAAACUUCUUAAAAGAAACAUUGGACCCUGGUGAUCCUGAGACAAACAAUACAAUCAGAGGAACUUUUGAGCAUGCUGUUCUAGCUGCAGGAACGGAUUUUCGAUCUGACAAACUGUGGGAAAUGUAUAUAAACUGGGAAAGUGAACAGGGAAAUCUAAGAGAAGUUACAGCUAUAUAUGAUCGUAUUCUUGGUAUUCCAACACAGCUGUACAGUCAUCAUUUUCAGAGAUUUAAAGAACAUGUACAAAAUAACUUGCCUAGAGAUCUUUUAACUGGUGAACAGUUCAUUCAGCUGAGAAGGGAAUUGGCUUCUGUAAAUGGACACAGUGGUGAUGACGGACCUCCUGGUGAUGACCUUCCAUCAGGAAUUGAAGAUAUAACUGAUCCAGCAAAGCUAAUUACUGAAAUAGAAAACAUGAGACAUAGAAUCAUUGAAAUUCAUCAAGAAAUGUUUAAUUACAAUGAGCAUGAAGUUAGUAAAAGGUGGACGUUUGAAGAAGGUAUUAAAAGACCUUAUUUUCAUGUGAAACCAUUGGAAAAGGCACAACUGAAAAACUGGAAAGAAUACUUAGAAUUCGAAAUUGAAAAUGGGACUCACGAAAGAGUUGUGGUUCUCUUUGAAAGAUGCGUCAUAUCUUGUGCCCUCUAUGAGGAGUUUUGGAUUAAGUAUGCCAAGUACAUGGAAAACCAUAGCAUUGAAGGAGUGAGGCAUGUCUUCAGCAGAGCUUGUACUGUUCAUCUCCCAAAGAAACCUAUGGCACAUAUGCUUUGGGCAGCUUUUGAGGAACAGCAGGGGAAUAUCAAUGAAGCCAGGACUAUCUUGAGUACAUUUGAAGAAUGUGUUCUAGGAUUGGCAAUGGUUCGAUUGAGAAGAGUAAGUUUAGAACGACGGCAUGGAAAUAUGGAAGAAGCUGAACAUCUGCUUCAAGACGCUAUAAAGAAUGCCAAAUCAACUAAUGAGUCAUCAUUUUAUGCUAUCAAACUAGCCCGGCAUCUUUUCAAAAUACAGAAAAAUCUUCCAAAAUCCAGAAAGGUACUGUUGGAAGCAAUUGAAAAAGAUAAGGAGAACACAAAGUUAUACCUCAAUUUACUUGAAAUGGAAUACAGUUGUGACCUCAGACAAAAUGAAGAAAAUAUUCUCAGUUGUUUUGACAAAGCCAUACAUGGUUCAUUGCCUAUUAAAAUGAGAAUUACAUUUUCUCAAAGAAAAGUGGAAUUCCUUGAAGAUUUUGGUUCAGAUGUUAACAAGCUUCUGAAUGCAUAUGAUGAACAUCAAACACUCCUAAAAGAACAGGAUACUUUAAAAAGGAAAGCUGAAAAUGGCUCAGAAGAACCGGAAGAAAAAAAAGCACAUACAGAAGAUAUGUCAACAGCACAGAUCAUUGAUGGGGAUUUACAGGCAAAUCAAGCUGCAUAUAAUUACAGUGCCUGGUAUCAGUACAAUUAUCAGAAUCCUUGGAAUUAUGGACAGUAUUAUCCUCCACCUCCAACCUGAUGGGAAAAUGUAAACUUCAGAUGGGUUAUAUGAGAAAUGCGGAAUUAUUUUUUUUUUUUUUUGAAGGAUGUAAACAUAGUAUAAGCUUGUAUUUGAUAAUUUGUCUUCCCAGUUUCUGUGUAACAUUUGUUUGGUUAAUAGCAGAAAAUGUCAAUUAGUAGUGUACCAUAGAAACUUUCCUACCAUUUUUAAAGUUUACUUUUUAUUGGAGAACUAUUUUUUUUAUUUUUAUCUUAUUUUUUUGCAUUAAAUGGUCUAGAAUUCUUCUGCAGCUCAUGCAAGAGAUUUGUAGCCUUAAGUGUAGGGACAAAAAAACUGACUGCAAAUCAUGUCAGUUAAGAUUCUGGGGAAAAAAAAUAAGGGCUGGUUAUUGAGAAUUUUAUCUCCUGUAAAAACAAACUUUAAAUGAAAAUGACUUUUAACCUUAAACCCUAAGGUUGUCUUAAUGUUUCAGUUAUACUUGGGAAUUUGGCUCUAACUCCAGGAAAGAUGAACUGUUACUACAUGUUCUGCCUUGGAAUAGUUAUGAGAAAAUGUAAUCCCCUUAAAAAAUGAUCAAAGUAUGUUUUGGAAGACUUUGUAUCUAGAAUAUUCAUGUAAAAGUUGUGAGCAAGCUUUCAUUUUGAUCAAACUUAUCACUUUUGUAAUAAAAAUGAAGACUCGUGCAUCAUCUGUUCAUGAAAUCAUUUGGGGGCUAUACACCAAAAAUAGAUUACUACCAGGAUACUUUUCUGCUUCAAGUUCUGUGCCUUUGAACUUUCACCAUGAAGUAGUAUUUUUAAAAUGGCCUGGACAAAGGUAGCCACUGUGGUCAGCAGUUAUUAUGAAGUCUGUAAUCUUGCAUAUGUAAUCACAAUAUUAAUAUAGCAACACAACAGUCAAAUAAAGACAAUCCAUGACAGUUUUAUUGAGCCUUUCAGUUUAUGAGGUAAAAGGAAAAGCAAUUCUCCUUAAUACUUUACAUAGCUGUAGUAAAAUAUCUGAUGGUUACAUUUCUCAAAAAUUGAGAUCAAGUAAACAAGCUUUAAUGCCUUAAAUUUUCCAGUUGACUUUUCCCUUACAAUAACAACAAGCACUAAUCACAUAAGUGUUUGUUGUUGCCGAAGCACUGGUUUCAGUCAAUAUCUACUAAUUCUACUUCAAAAAUGAGCUUGGUAUUUGGUGGAAUUCUGUGGGAAACAGUCAAGGAGAAAUUUGAUGAAAUGUGCCCACCUCAACCACUAAACCAUAGAUAGCAUAUUAGAAUUGUGAAAUGUGCUUAUCAUUUGUGUGAUACAGAAUCAAAAGUUCUGGGGUAGCCCAGGGAUACUCCCAAUACUAAGAGGAAGAGGUUUGUAUUUGACUUAGAGGCUAGUUUAAGUCUCCAAAAAGUGUACUGAGUUUCAACAAGCAUUCUCACCUGGAUACUUCACUAAUGGUACCAGAUUAUCCAAUAAUUUAUGAAGGUUGCUACUUAAAAGUGAAUCAGCGUUUGUAUGAGGUAGAAUAUGUCAUCUAUUGUGAAUUAAAAGAUGAGUUUACGUUGUGCUUGCUGGUACACAACCACAAUCUCUGUACUCAGGAGGCAGAUGCAUGUAGUACUCAGAGUUUGAGGACUCCCUGGUCUACGCAAAGAUACCAUCUCCAGAAAACAAAGGAGAAUGAGAAGAGUUUCUUCAUGCUGUACGAAGCUUUCACACGGGAUGAAUUUAACUUUAAGACUACAGAGAGUACUUCCAACUUUUAACUCACUCCUUAUCCCCUACAAAUCCCAAUAUCAAAACAGCUACAGAUUACCUCCCCAGUUAACUACUCGAUUAAGUUUGUCUAAAUGGUCUACAACUGGUGCCUUUCUGCUUUUUCUAAAUGUUGACAAACUGGGCCUUUCACAGAAACACUGUAAUCAACAAAUGCUUACUAACCCUAUUUGUCCCAUGGUCUCCUUCAUUUUACAUAUGGUAAAUUAAACUGUUGUUUGUUCCAUUUCUAA
Psammomys obesus (fat sand rat) is the source of this 4119-nucleotide messenger RNA. RefSeq names its product pre-mRNA processing factor 39 (gene Prpf39). Lineage: Eukaryota; Metazoa; Chordata; Mammalia; Rodentia; Muridae. Gene Ontology annotation, biological process: mRNA 5'-splice site recognition; RNA processing. The record is from RefSeq and is a predicted model, not a curated record. Gene Ontology annotation, molecular function: protein binding. Gene Ontology annotation, cellular component: U2-type prespliceosome; U1 snRNP; commitment complex. Bases 153 to 2150 code for a protein of 665 amino acids. The transcript is spliced from 14 exons.